Molecule: messenger RNA, 3999 nt
Organism: Prorocentrum cordatum
Lineage: Eukaryota; Dinophyceae; Prorocentrales; Prorocentraceae
Source: the annotation of a GenBank genome assembly
AUGGACCUCCUCCCGUGGAGCGACCACGUGCACCUCCGCAAGGUUGGGAAUAACAAGUGGAUGUUGAGGAGCAUCGAGACGUACGAGUUCCACGAGUUCGAGGCGCAGGCCGCGGAGCUUGUCCACUCGGACGACAGAGCGAGCAUCGCGGUUGCGAAAGUUGAUGGUAGCGCCGAUGUGAUUGACCUUGACAACCUGUUCAAGUGGAGACUUUACCGUGCGAAGGGUAGCUGGGAAUAUUUCGCCAAGGCCACUGUCGUAUACCCGACCCACACCAAGACGAUACAGAAGAGCGUCGACGACAUGUUCUCGGAUCACAGGAAGGGCAAGGUGAACGUCGCCGUCGGCUCUGGGAACGGGGAGACACAGUUCAAAGUGUUCAUCUUCAAGCGUCAUCGCCAAGGAGGGCAGCGGAUAUGGUGGGACCACAUGUCAUUGCAAAAGUACCUCAAGGUCAAGUCCUACAAGGGCAUCCCGUCGAGUUGGUGGGGUAGGGUUGGCCAUAAGUGGGACGGCAGCUUCCUGCAGAAUUUCGGUUUCGGCUCGAUGAUAUACGGCAAAGUGGUAGCGCCCCAUGCGGUCAAGAAAAUGAUGAUUCCGUUUCGCACGAGGUGCCUCGACUCGAGCUCUUUGUCGACGGCUGGACUCGUCUUCGCAGUGGCCAGGUGCGCGUAUUUGUCGCCAGAGGCUGGGGGCUUCAAGGAGGAGAGUAGCACGCGCGCUGCGACGGAGUUGAUGGACGCCCUCGUCGGUACCUUCCUGCGCAACUGCCAGGUCGAGGGUAAGGCCCCCGCCAUCACUUUGUGCCUCGUUGCCGAUUGGGCGCCACCGUGGCCGUUCCCCACAGAGACGGGCACUCCCCAGGUCAACCUGAGAGUGCAUCGCGAUGGUAUCGACGUGAAGCCGCUGCACAGCUUGGCCAUUGUAUCUGGGAGGAUUUCAGUUGUGACCAAGAAUUUCAGGAUGGUGGAGAGUGUCGUCGGCUCGUCCGACCAGGACGUCAUGCUCGUAUCAUGGGAGAACUUGUUCUCGAACACGGUGUCCAAGACAUCAAGCAAGUUCUUCUCGCAGAUCGUCUACGGCCUCGCCGUGGCCGCAGAGGCCAUCGUGCUCCGCGGGGUCACGAAUCAGGACGUCGUGGACACGCUCAGCCCGAUCAACGUCUGCACGUCCACGAUGCAGGACAUGGGCAGGCACGAGGUGGACUACUUUCUCGCGAAGUACGUCGCCUGCGCGAAGGACACGUUCAAGUCGCCUUUGUUCCUCAACGUCGCCAUCGACAAGGACAGGGGCCCCGCCGGCCUCGGCGGGGGGAAUGGGGGGAGGGGGCAGGUAGGCCAGGUAGACGUGGCGAGCGGCGCUGGGGCGCUGGAGUGGGCGUCAGGCAAGGAUAUCAGAUCGGUGCGGCCUGGGGGGAAGAAGAGCGAGACUACCGACGGGGAUGCUGUGACGAUGAGGGCAAAUCGCCACCGCGCGUGGCUCCAGAGAGGUAGGCGCCAGAAGGGCCAGAGUUGGAGGCCAGUCGUGCUACACCGAGCUGCCGCAGCAUCGUGGUGCACUGCCCUCGACAACGCCAUGAAGCGGGUGACCGAGACCGAUGGCCUUUCGUAUCUUCGGCCCGACGCCUCCGACAAAUGGCACGACGCAAAUUGGCGGAACUGGCCUCACAUGUCGUUGCCGAUGGACCUUGGGCCUGACGGGAUGGCAGGUUGCAACGCUUUGCUUUACAAGUGGAAGUUGAAUCUGACAAGGGUCGAUGAGUUCAGCCACGGGUCGAACGACGACCUCGAGGUCUACCUGAAGGAAAUCGGCAUGUGGGACCUCGCGAUCCUCCUCUUCAUCCGCUUCAACGUGCCGUUCGGGCCUGACAAGGAGGACGACCGAUGCAGGCGCCUCGAGCGCGUGGACACCAUGAGGAAGAUCUACGACGAGGAGACCUACAGGUCGGUGCCGUGCUUCCAGCACUACUGCAAUAACAUAGUCCAGGAGAUGAAGAGGGACGGCUACGAGUUCACAGGGGACGAGCCAGAUGCAGCUGUGGCUUGGAACUUCAUGAAAGAGGAGAACGGCUUCAUCCCAUUGGGGAUGCGCUUGAACUUCUGUCGGUUUUGUGAUGCUGCUGAUGGCUUCGGCAGGAACUACGCGUACUGGUGGGGGCGCGCGUGCGAGCGCGCGUGCGUCGCCUUGGAGCACGACAUGCUUGCGAAUGCGAAGCUCCAGAAGGUAGCGGUCAAGCAGGCGGAAUUGGAUGGGGCGAUCGUGGAGGGGGGCGGCGCUACGAGCAGCGCCAAAGUGACGAUCGACGCGAAGGUGUUGAGGUCCGCUAACGCAAACGCCUUGGCGAUAUCAGUGCUGCUGGCAUCAUGCCGUCGGAACCGCCGCGCAGUAGCCUGCUCGUUCGCCCCGAUGUGGCUUGUGAAGAAGUGGCAAGGGAAGAGCGUGAAGGAGAUGAAGACCGCGGAGGCGACGCAGGUGUGGAUGACCAAUCAGAUCAGAGGGGACUUCAUGGACCAUGUUAUUUCGAUUGUAAACGGCUUGUUGGACGUGCACAGCAUGGAGGGCUGCGCGCGAUCAAGGACGCGCGAUCAAGGGGUGAACGCGGCGCGGGAGUUCAAGCGAGACCUCGAUGUCUUCAACGAGUACUGCGCGUACAAGGGCGAUCAGAGUGCACGGUGCGUGGUCGUGAAGCGCAGCGUCUUCGGCCUGACAGCGACCAAGCAGAUCACCUUGGCGUUCCGCGAGCUCGGGUUCAAUGCUCCGCGCCAGGCGAUCAAGGACAUCAUGAAAGGUCGGAGCACUGGCAUCAUGAAUACGAUUCCUGUCGAGAAGAUCAUUGGCGCCCAGACGAAGUGCUCGCGCUUCAAGGCUUGCAAGAAGUUUCGUAGGCCAGCGACCGCCAUGCAUGCGGCCAUCUGUUGCGGCGUGAUCGACAAGCAGUUGAAGUUCACGGCCCUCGAGGCUAAAGGAGGGUUUGGCCAUGUCACAGACGCGUGGCUGGGCGGCAUAUUCAAGCUGAAGCACAAGUUCGUCUUCUCGAGCCCACAUCAUGGUGGCGAUGCGUGGUGGCACCUUGCGCUGUGUCACUGGCCGACGAGCGGCGUGUUGUGUUGGCCUGGCAAGCUGGUCAAGGUAGAGGGGUCACCCAACUUGUACUUCGAGUUCGCCCUCGACUUGCAGGAGCCCGUGCACGUCGGCGUGUUCGACUGGGCGGACUUCAAGGUCAGGGAGAUUUGUUUCAAGUCAUGGGCCUGGCAGGGCCGCAACAUGCCGCAGGGUUGGGUUGAUGCGAACAAGCCUGGCGCGCGCAUCUUCGCCACGGGUUCGGUCGCCAACAUCCAGAAGCUGGCCGCGACGAAUUGUUUCUGGAACAUCAGCUCCACGGACUUGGGCAGUAUUGCCAGCUACCUGAAGAUCCCCAUUGCUGAGGGUGCGUCUUUGUUCUCCAAGCUGCACGCGAUGAUCUGUUCGCUCUUGGGCAUCACAAGUGAGGCUGCCAUGAAGUUCUUGUGCGCGCGCUGGUCGUGCGAUGAGAACGACUUGGAGUUCGCCCAAGAGUCGAUGGAGGUCGAGGCGGCCAUCGAAGUCUUGGACCAGCACGACCAUGACACAGUGGAGCAGCAGAUGCACGCGGCGGAGACCAGCGUCAAGGCCCACGCAGAGUUCACGGAGGAGUUCGAGGCGAAGCUGCUCGAGCUCGCACGCGCCAAGGCUGGCGGCGAGAAGCCCGAGGUAGGCGCGGGGAAGGCGGAGAAGAUCCCCACUACGCUGACGCAGAAAGAGGCCAAUCAGUACCUGCCGCCAGGUGCCUCCAUCUGGCGCGGCUUCUCUCGCGGUGAGUGGAUGGGGCACAUGCCCCCGUGCAGGCGCGCGAGCGCACCGUGGUCAAAGCACGCUGAGGCUGGUGCCAUGCGAGUUGUCUUGAAGAAGGUGUGGAUCCAAUAUUUGGCGAAGGAGUUCAAGGGCCGCUCUCACUGCCCCUGGCCCGAGCCGUUCGAAUGA